Pelagomonas calceolata is the source of this 1927-nucleotide messenger RNA. NCBI's taxonomy places the organism in Eukaryota, Pelagophyceae, Pelagomonadales, Pelagomonadaceae. The record is from the annotation of a GenBank genome assembly.
CCGGCACGCGUUCCAAAAGCAAGGCGGAUGCGCUGAGUAAACGCGCCGUAGACACGCACGCGAGUGUGCGUCGGGACGAUUCGGCGCUUCUAGAGCGUCGUGACGUGCGCUGCGUGGCGUCGAACAAAGCACCGCGGGCUGUGGCAUCAGCUGAGCAGCUCAGGAAGACCAGACUCACAGCCAGCCCAAGCCGCGAUGCGGAAGGCCGUCCGCGCCGCGCUCUCCACGGCCCGAACCGCGCGCACGCCCGGCCCGCUCGCGCGCUACGGCCAGCUCGUCACGAAAGGACGGCUGAGGAGGGACGCGGCCCAGGUCGCCGUCUUGGAACACCUCGGAAGGUUACACCGCGUCUUGGCGCGCGAGCGGGAAGCGAGGGACGCCGACGCCGCGGCACGGGCGGUCUGGGCCACGACGACCAAAGAGGAGGAGGACCCCCCGAAGGAAUGUAGUAGUAUGAUCGAUCCGCGGGCCGUUGGUAGGAAGGCUGAAUUGAGGAAGAGGAGAGGUACCACGGGUAGCGAAGCUUUAGACCGAGUCCUCAACCAGAGCAAGAGCGACGAGGUCUACGAGCCGCGCCAACCGCGCAUCCCGAAGGGCCUAUAUGUCCACGGUCAUGUGGGGAGGGGCAAAAGUCUGUGCUGCGACUUGUUCUUUGAAGGUUUGGUAGGAUACAAGAAGCGGCGCGUCCACUUCCACCAGUUCAUGCUCGAGGUCCACCGGCGAUUACAUGACGCGCGCGCGGAAUGUAAAAGACAACAUAAACGGCCGCCGUCGACGCGGGACGCGUUGAAAGCUCUGGGCCGAGAGUUAGCGGAAGAAGCGGAGAUUUUGGUCUUCGACGAGAUGCAGAUCACGGAUGUGUGCUCUCGGCGUCUGACGUCGCCCUCACGCCAUCGACGCGACUCGUCUCCACGAGAGAUGGUGAAGGGUCGUCUUUUUCCCGAUUUUCGUGUCUCUCGCAGGUCGCGGACGCCAUGGUCGCGCGCCAGUUGUUUGAUGCGUGCUGGGAUGCUGGCUUGGUGCUCGUGGCCACAUCUAAUAGACCGCCCGAAGCUUUAUACGAGGGCGGGCCGAACCGCCAGUACUUCUCGCCCUUCGUCACGCGGCUGCGGGAGCAGUGCCGCGUCGUCUGUUUGGAUGGCGAGAGCGACCACCGGCGGCUGCGGUUGAGUCGGUCCGAGGACGAGGAAGCUCCACCUGUCAGAUACUUAGUCCAGCAUCUGGGGGAAGCCCACGCCCUCGCGGCCGCAGCUACUCAAUUAAGUGCAGCGGCUCCGAAGGUCCUGGGUGCGGUGCGAGCUGAGAGUUUGGACCUGCCCCACGGCAGAUCAAUCACGCCGGACAUCUGCCUCGCCACCUGGGCCUCGCGCAGUUCGCUGCGAGAGAAUUCCGUGGAAGGUGCGGUGUUUGCGUUCGAGGCUCUCUGCGGUAGCGAGAGGGGCGCCGGCGACUUCCACGCCGUCGCGCGGGCGUACCCGUCCCUAGCCGUCGCCGACGUGCCGGCGUUUACUCUCAGAGACCAUGAUGCGGCCAGACGGUUCAUCACCCUUGUGGACGAGUGCUACGAGCGGAGGAAUCUGUUGGUCGUCGUGGCUCGACGAGGUCCUGAUGCGUUAUUUCCGUCGGAGGACGUGUUCGAGCGCCAAUUGUCGUCGGAGAAGACUGCAGGUGUCGAUCGCGCGUCCGGUCCGGUCUCUACCAUAGAUCCAGCAGAGGACGAAUGCGCGGCUCUAGAUCUGGUUUCUGUCAGGGAGCUCGCCUGGGCGUUUAAAAGAUGCGCCUCGCGCUUGGCGGAAAUGGCCGCGCCCGACUGGCCGCAAAAGUUGACGGAGGCGUCGGCCUCCGCGUAAGGUGCUUGUAUGAUAGUUCGUGCUCCCCACCACGCCGUCGCCGCGACGCCAUCGAGCACUACAUAACACCACAUUCC